Messenger RNA from Caretta caretta (loggerhead turtle), 3247 nucleotides. RefSeq names its product potassium voltage-gated channel subfamily A regulatory beta subunit 1 (gene KCNAB1). Gene Ontology annotation, molecular function: transmembrane transporter binding; potassium channel regulator activity; voltage-gated potassium channel activity. Gene Ontology annotation, biological process: transmembrane transport; potassium ion transport; regulation of potassium ion transmembrane transport. NCBI's taxonomy places the organism in Eukaryota, Metazoa, Chordata, Testudines, Cheloniidae. Gene Ontology annotation, cellular component: voltage-gated potassium channel complex; membrane; juxtaparanode region of axon. The record is from RefSeq and is a predicted model, not a curated record.
UACAUCAAUUUGUUCUGUCACUGUGAUGAGUCCUCUGGUUGAUUAGCAGUGCUGCCAAUUAUUUUUAUGGGAAGAAUCUGCUUCUAGUGCCUGUCUCUAUGUUGCACACAAAAGAAAAAGCAACCGUUCCCAUGCUUUCUGCAAGCUUCUUACAGGGAGCUCUGCAUGUUCCACAGAGCAGCUGCAAACCCGUAUCGGUGCAGAUUUACAGCUUUGUCUUUACAGGGCUUGAAACUAAGAAUGUGUGAAAAGGGUCCUGAUUAGAUGUUGUAUUUUGCAGCAUCUGACAAAGACAAUAGAUGGAUAUUCCUGGUUUUUAGAGACUUGCUUGUGAUUAGACAUUUCUUCAGUUCCAAAGCUUGCCUGUUCAGCAUUUUGUGAUCCAGAGGGUGUUCAAGACACAUCUUGCAGUAUGCCUGCAUUGAUUUAAAACCAGCAAGCAGAUGCAAGCCUGCAUCAAGACGGAGUGGAUGUUGCUUCUUGUGGUUAAUUAUGAAGGUACAGCUUUAUGUUUCUGAAAGCACUUGACUAGAUGGAUGAUUUUGUCUAAGCAGUAGAUAUUAUUGCAAAGGAAGAUUUGAAAAUCAAGUUGUCUGCUCUCUUGCUUGCUUAACCAAGUUCAGUGCUUAUAUGUUGACUUGUACACCAGGGACACCAUACUGUUCUCCUCUACCUGCACUAUCUACCACUGCUGCUCCUACUACUUUCAGUCAUCUUUUGAGUCCAGAUUUGAAGACUCGUUUAGCAGCAUUUGGGACUAAAAUCUCCAGCUAUUCAGUGUCCUAUAGUCCUGUUCUCAGAGUCUGAGAAGGUUUGAGUACUCUCUAAGAUUUGGACUGUGAAUAAAGAUUUAUUGCAGGAGCCAUGCAAGUUUCCAUAGCUUGUACAGAACAUAACUUGAAGAAUCGAAAUGGUGAAGACAGGCUUAUCAGCAAACAGAACACCACUACCCCAAACGUAGUGAAUGCAGCCCGGGCAAAAUUCCGGACGGUGGCUAUUAUUGCUCGCAGUUUGGGGACAUUUACCCCUCAGCACCAUAUCUCUUUAAAAGAAUCAACUGCAAAGCAGACUGGCAUGAAAUAUAGAAAUCUUGGGAAAUCUGGACUAAGAGUUUCAUGCCUGGGCCUUGGGACAUGGGUCACAUUUGGAGGUCAAAUUUCAGAUGACGUUGCUGAACAGCUAAUGACAAUCGCUUAUGAGAGUGGAGUAAAUCUUUUUGAUACAGCGGAGGUGUACGCAGCUGGAAAGGCUGAGCUGAUUCUGGGAAGCAUAAUCAAAAAGAAGGGCUGGAGGAGGUCCAGUCUGGUCAUAACAACAAAACUCUACUGGGGUGGAAAAGCUGAAACAGAAAGGGGGCUUUCAAGAAAACACAUCAUUGAAGGAUUAAAGGCUUCUCUCCAGAGACUGCAGCUCGAGUAUGUGGAUGUUGUCUUUGCAAAUCGACCAGACAAUAAUACCCCCAUGGAAGAAAUUGUCCGAGCAAUGACACAUGUGAUAAACCAGGGGAUGGCAAUGUACUGGGGAACCUCACGCUGGAGUGCUAUGGAGAUCAUGGAAGCCUAUUCUGUAGCAAGACAGUUUAAUAUGAUUCCACCAGUAUGUGAACAGGCUGAAUAUCAUCUUUUCCAGAGAGAGAAAGUGGAGGUUCAACUGCCAGAAUUAUACCACAAAAUAGGAGUUGGAGCAAUGACAUGGUCUCCACUUGCCUGCGGGAUCAUCUCCGGGAAAUAUGGAAAUGGGGUUCCUGAAAGCUCCAGGGCUUCACUGAAGUGCUACCAGUGGCUAAAGGAAAAAAUUGUAAGUGAAGAAGGAAGAAAACAGCAAAUAAAGCUGAAAGACCUUUCCCCAAUUGCAGAUCGUCUUGGAUGCACACUACCUCAGCUAGCAGUUGCAUGGUGCCUGCGAAAUGAAGGUGUGAGUUCUGUUCUUCUAGGAUCUUCCAAUCCACAGCAACUGAUAGAAAAUCUUGGAGCCAUUCAGGUUCUUCCCAAGAUGACAUCACACAUUGUAAGUGAAAUAGAUAAUAUUCUAGGGAAUAAGCCCAUCAGCAAGAAGGACUACAGAUCAUAAUGCAAUGCAUGGUUACACAGGACUGCAUGGUUAAAAUAGUGCUCUGUAUAUAGUACGGUACUGACUUACUAUCCAGUCAUUAGACUCAUGCAGCAGCUUGCUGCUCAGUCUCUAUUGUUACUGGAUUUUUCAAGGUGUGUGCUGUUGCCACCAAUCUGCAGUAAAAUUCAAAAGCACAGUUGAUCUCUUACAACUGAGAAUAUUCUUUGUAUAUUCUUAUCUCUGACUAAAGUCAUUGACUCUUACUUUUCUCUUCGCACCUCAUGCUUAUGCAGUGAAAUACACAUAUCAAGCAAAAAAAAAAACCCAACCACCACAAAAACUAUUUAUAUCCUUUAGGUACUUGGUAAUUAAAGAAGGAUGUACAGAUAUAUUUUUUCAAUGAACAAAAACAAAACUUACAGUUUUAGUAAAAAUGCAUUCUAAGAAAUUUCAACUAUAAAAAUUCUUCAGCUAGAUCAUAGAAUGAGUGAGUUCAAAAUUUUCAAAUGCAAUUUUUAUAUAGGCUUUAGGCUGUAGCUGAAAAAGGACCUUACAGUAAAAAGUCAGAAAAUUAAUUACUACAUGGUUCUGCUUCUAAAUAGUCCAGUUAAGAAUUCUGCAUAUUGAGUAUGCUCAGCUGUUCAUUAUAUAUAUAAUUCACAGUUGGUGUAAAAUAUCAGAAAACCAGAUAUUUGUUUCGGUGAAAAGGUUACAUUUGCUCUGACUGUAUUCUGGAAAUCAGCCAUAAGUAGUAUUUUUAAACAAUGAGUUUUGUGAAAGUGUUUAAUCCUUACACAGGAAACACUGGUACAUUUAUCAGUUAUUCUGCCCAUUUUAAGAACAGCUUCAUAAAUAUAGUAACCUCACUUUGCUUUGUAAAAUGCAUUUACUGUUACUGAAGUAAGUGUAUUUCACACAUGUAUUGCAUACGUAUACACUUCCUAAAGAGUACGGUUAUGUACAGUACAUAUAAGACCCUUGUAUACCAUUUUUCCUAACUUCAUAACACAGGAGAGUUGCACACAUUUUUCAGAUGACAACAACAGACCAUAGAUACUGAUAUUUUUAAAGUUAAAAUGUUUUUCUUCCAUUUCAUCCCAUGAUCUAUGGUAUGUGUAAAUGAACUUAGCUGCUGUAUAUUAGAACCGCAAUCUAUCUUCUGCUUGUACACAAUAAAAGCAUUUUGUGCAUCUAA